UCUUCUUCUAUAUCUGCCCAGGUCAUCGUCCCACCCGUGCUGUCACUCCCAUCCACUUCUCUUACCUUACUAGCACCCAACCUCCGUCUUCGGCCAUCUCCACCCCCUCUCGGAAACACUCGCCUCCUGGCAGCCUUCUCAUCUCACCCCCACCUCGAGUCACCUGCCUCAUCCCCAACGCCCAGCCAGUGCUCCUCGCAGUACCACAACACACUCUCAUCAAAGCUCACAAUCACUACCAUCUCAACACCCUGGAUCUCAUGUCUCAAGGUCAAGGCUUCCCCCUCUGACCAACUUCCCCCCGGAUCGAACCCCUCCUCUUUCCGGUUCAGCCCAGUCGGUCCAUGGCAUCCCGCAGCUCAGGCACCCCGCCACCAUCACACCACUCGGCUACCACGACCAACCGUGAAAGCUUCUUGAGCCGCAAGAAGAAGGAAAUCGUGGAUCGAUCUAUGGAUCUCUUUCAAACGUCCUUAAAUAAAUGUCUUGAUAACUCGGCUUCUUCUGCGUCCGCUGCCGCGGGUGCGGCGGCGGUGGCUCCCAAGCGGAGGGUGAAGAGGGGUAGAGAGGACGAUGUCGACGAGAGUAACCGAAGUGUGGCGGGCGGGGAUAAGGUGAAGAAGAAGAAGUUUAACCCCAAGGAGGGAAACGGGAAGACAUUUGCGUGCCCUUUCUGCAAACACGAUCCGGCCAAGUACAAGAAGACGAAGACUUGCUGCGGGCCGGGGUGGGAGGAUGUUCACCGUGUCAAGGAACAUGUCUACCGCCGACACUCGCUCAAGAACUUUUGCCCUCGAUGCUUUGAUCACUUUGACAAGCCCGAGUUGCUCAAGAACCACCAGCGGGCUGACGUCCCUUGCAAGCUGCGAGAGAAGUCGUCAGACGCCAUCACCGAGGAGCAGGAGAAGCAGCUCCGCACCAGGGCCAAGCCCCAUGCCUCGGAAGAAGACAAGUGGAAAGAGAUGUACCGGGCCAUCUUCCCCGGCGAGAAGGUCCCCUCGCCAUACUACGACUCCGAAAACGACGCCGCCUCCAAGGCCGCCAAGAGCCAGUUCCAAAACCUAGACGAGUGCAAAGAAUACCUCCGCCGCGAGCUGCCCCGCGUAGUGCGCACCGCCAUGGAACAAUACGUCAACAAGCUCUUCGAAGACAUCCAAGAGAAAGCCAACCAAAAAACCGCCGAAAUCAUCCGCGACGUCGAGACCACCAUGCUCCGCACCUUCCAGUUCCAAGCCGAGAUCUCCACCACCACCACCACCGCCACCACCACCAACCCCGACACCCUCCUCCCCCACGGCGGCGGCGGCGGCGGCGUUGGAUCCGCCAGCAGCAGCCGGCCUAGCACGCCCCCCAGCCCGAGCCCCGGAGCCGUGGAGAUCCCCAAGGUGACGCAGCUGCUGGACGGCCUGCGGGAGGACCCUGUGUACAACGAGCUGUGCAACUCGCUGCAGUAUGGGGUUGUGGACCAGGUGCUGUCGGGCGGCGGGCUGGAGUAUGGGUGUGAUACGUUCAGCAUGGACUCGGCUUACUACUCGCUGUCGGAGCAUGGGUCGUUGGGGGUUGGUGGGGGGUUUGAUUUUAUGGGGAGGUUGGAGUGAGUGAUGGGGUGGGUGUGGUGUGUGGUGGUGGUUUGGUGGUUUGGGUGGGUGGUUGGUUGUAGGAUUGGGGUGUAUGGAAUACGUUCUUUGGUGGGUUUUGGGUACUUUUUUCUUUUAUGUUUUCUUGCGCGUUUGUUGGUUUUAUGGGGUUAUGGAUGAGGUCACAGAUUGAUAGCUGGGAAGGGGCAUAGCGUUUUUAAGAAGUCGGUUUUUGGGGACAUUACCAAGGGGCUUUGGUUGCAGACAGUCUUUUGCUUAAUAUCACAAACGUCACAUUA
Chaetomium fimeti is the source of this 1876-nucleotide messenger RNA. RefSeq lists its product as uncharacterized. NCBI's taxonomy places the organism in Eukaryota, Fungi, Ascomycota, Sordariomycetes, Sordariales, Chaetomiaceae. The transcript is spliced from 3 exons. The record is from RefSeq and is a predicted model, not a curated record. Bases 345 to 1598 code for a protein of 417 amino acids.